UCAAAUCACCACUCCACUCUCUACUCUUGCUCCAUCGCUCUAUCAUUUCUCUUUCUCCACUCUCUCUCUCUACAGUCUACGCCCUCUCUCUGCUGUACGUGCCAUUAUCAUUUUCUCCUCAAAAGCAAACACCCCAAUCCAUUUCUCUCUCUCUCUCUCCCCGCGAAUCAACAGCAUCCACUCCCUCUCUCUCUCUUCCCCUUUCUUCUCCGAAUCAACAUCAUCUACUCUCUCUCUAAACAAGUCCGACUCCACUGCCCCAUUGCGUAUUUCUUCUCUGCAACAACCACUCUCCUCUCUCUCUCUCCUUCAUCUACCCAUCGAUUGCAGAACACCCCUCUUCUCUCUCUGUCUCAAAUAAAACACGCCCCAUUUCACUCUUUCGGCCUCUCUCCGCUCGCAUACCAUCCCCGCCCCAGUCUGCUGAGAUUGCUCUUCUUCUCUCUUCCCAUACCUGUAGACCCGAAGUAGAUAUCAGAGAGAGCAUAAGUGCAAACAGAAACCAGCAAGAUAGAGAAUGGGAUCCAGGAUUCCUUCCCAUCAGCUGAGCAACGGCCUGUACGUGUCGGGUCGCCCCGAGCAACACAAGGAGAGAGCCCCCACCAUGUCCUCCAAGGCCGUGCCCUACACUGGCGGCGAUGUCAAGAAGUCGGGGGAGCUCGGCAAAAUGUUUGACAUCCCUGUCCUUGACAAAGCCCCUGUCCCCCGACCCUCGAAUUCCAACCCCAACUCCAAUUCGGGCCCCAACCGGACCCCCACUUCUUCAAACCCUAAUUCGAGCUCAGGCCCACUUCGCAAGUCCUCAGGCCCUCUGUCCUCCUCUCGACAACACUCUGGAUCUCUAUCUCUGCAACCUACGGGACUAAUUACUAGUGGGCCUAUCUCAUCAGGCCCCCUUAAUGGGCCUCGUAGGCCCAAGUCAGGCCCCAUUGAGCCCAAUAAGGUUGCCGGGUAUGGGGCAUCGAUCACGAGCCUCGAUGCUGGGGAUGGGGGUUUGAGGUUUAAGGUUCCUAAGCUGGUGGUUUGGGUUAUUGUGGCGGUUUUUAUGGUGGCUUUAGUGGUUGGGGUCUUCAUGUUGGUAACUGUGAGAAAGCCCAUUAUAUUGUUUGUUGUGGCGGGGUUUUCGGUUCCAGGGAUUGUCAUGUUGGGGUGGAAUUUUGCUUGGAGAAGGAAAGGGUUGAUGGGUUUUAUUGCAGGAUAUCCUGAUGCAGAGCUUAGAGGUGCAAAGAACGGGCAAUAUGUGAAGGUUACUGGGGUCGUGACAUGCGGCAGUAUACCUCUUGAAACAUCAUACCAGAGAAUUCCAAGGUGCAUAUAUAUUUCCACUGAGUUGUAUGAGUAUAGAGGAUUGGGUGAUAAACCAGCAAAUUCUCAUCAUCGCUGCUUUUCAUGGGGUUUAAUGCACUUGGAGAGGCAUGCAGCGGACUUCUAUAUAUCAGACUUCCAAACAGGGCUAAGAGCGCUAGUGAAAGCUGGGUAUGGGGCCAAGGUCGCUUCAUUUGUGAAGCCCUCAACUGUGGUUGAUGUAACUAAGGAAAACAGGGAGGUGUCCCCCACCUUUCUCCAUUGGCUAGCUGAGCGCAACCUUUCCAGUGACGACCGUGUGAUGCGGCUCAAGGAAGGGUACAUCAAAGAGGGGAGCACAGUGAGUGUUAUGGGGAUGGUCCAGCGCCAUGAUAACGUGUUGAUGAUCAUUCCAUCUUCAGAACCGAUCUCCACGGGGUGCCAAUGGAAGAGCUGCCUUCUAUCAACCACCAUUGAUGGGCUUGUUUUGACAUGCGAUGAAUGUUCUAGUGGUGAUGUCAUAAUACCAGUCUGAUUAGUGAUCUCUCUCUCUCUCUCUCUCGCUCUGCAUGUGUAUUUUUUGAAGGAAAUUCUGAGUAGUCUGUGUAUUUGGAAAUAGAACUUAGUCUCUCUCUCUCUUUAGAAAUUGAAUCUGGGUAUCCCACCUUUGUUUGGAUAGUAUGAUUUUAGGAGAGGUGGUGGUCUUUACUCCCCUGUUGUGGAACACUGGGUACAUCGCAGGGACUCCAUUUGUACUAUGUUGUGAUUUUACUGUAUGUAUAAUUGUCUAGUUAGGAUUCUGGUCAGGCAGGCGCAUGUGCUAUUAUUAUGCAUAUGAUCAAUGAUGUUUUGGGACAUGAUCUUUGGUCAGAUACCAAAGACGUCCCGAAAGUAGGUAGGAACAAAUUAAACCUUUGUUGAUAUUGUAAAGUGUAUUCUACGAAUGUACAUAAGAAGCAAAGCCACCCAAAAGUGGGAUCUUUGCUCUCUCUCUAUGAGUUAUUGAAGCUUGCAAUUCAGAUUAUCAGAA
Messenger RNA from Amborella trichopoda, 2314 nucleotides. RefSeq names its product protein SHOU4-like. NCBI's taxonomy places the organism in Eukaryota, Viridiplantae, Streptophyta, Magnoliopsida, Amborellales, Amborellaceae. The record is from RefSeq and is a predicted model, not a curated record.